Molecule: messenger RNA, 333 nt
Organism: Staurois parvus
Lineage: Eukaryota; Metazoa; Chordata; Amphibia; Anura; Ranidae
Source: the annotation of a GenBank genome assembly
AUCUGUGAAUGAUCACAGAGGUCACAUGGUACAAGGCUAUUCACAACAGCCUUGUACCAUGUGACAAGCUGUGACCAAUCACAGCUCUCACAGUAUUUCUCAAUGGCUGUAAGAAUGCAGCCAGAGAGAAGGAGAAAUGAUUGCUUUUACAGCCUUUAUGGGUGUAAAAGCAAUCAGUGUGAAAAAAAAAAAAUCUUCAUCACCCCCCACAAGUACUACAGUGUCACUAUGGUGACACUGUACUACUAGGGUGACACAUCGUCUGUGCGAGCACUGACUGCUCAUCACCCACAGAGGUAAGUACAGAGGGGACCAUGGGGGUGGGGAGGCUGU